Molecule: messenger RNA, 843 nt
Organism: Dermatophagoides pteronyssinus (European house dust mite)
Lineage: Eukaryota; Metazoa; Arthropoda; Arachnida; Sarcoptiformes; Pyroglyphidae
Product: signal recognition particle receptor subunit alpha-like
Source: RefSeq, a predicted model, not a curated record
CUAUUUGAGGACUUGGUUAGCGCGAACGUGCACGCGGGCAUUGCGGACCAGCUGGUGGCAGUUGUGAAGAGCGAGUUGCUGAGCGCAAACAAAGCCGCGACCAACCGCAACCUACAAGCCGUGGCCCGCAAGCACGUGCUCGCGGCGCUUGUCACAUUCGCAGACCCACUCGCAAGCGCGCGGCGCGCGGUGCUGAAGGCGCAGCUGCACGUGAUCGUGCUGUUCGGCACUAACGGCGUCGGCAAAAGCACCACGCUCGCGAAGCUGGCGACGCUGCUGCGCAGCAGCGUGAGCUCGAAGAUUUUAGUCGCAGCCUGCGACACGUUCCGCAGCGGCGCGGUCGAACAGCUCGCGCUGCACGCACAGCACGUGCCGUUCGAUCUGUUCCAACAAGGCUACGGGCUCGAGCCAAGCGCGGUUGCGAGCCGCGCGCGGCAGCACGCGCUCGCGCGGCAGUACGACGUUCUGAUCGUCGACACCGCCGGACGGCUGCACACGGCCAACGAGCUGCUGAAGCAACUGAGCGCCGUGGUAGACGCUUGCGCUUCAGACCUGAACGUGUUCGUGUGCGAAGCGACGGUCGGCAGCUCGGGACUCGCGCAGCUGUGCGCGUUCGACGAGACGAUGAAAAAGCAAACUGCGAGAAAACGCGGCGUGGACGGCAUCAUUUUGACGAAGCUCGACUGCGUCGACGGGAAAAUGGGCACGGUGCUGAACGUUGCGUUCGAGUCGAAAAAGCCAGUGCUGUUUGUCGGGAACGGGCAGACCUACGCGGACUUACGCGUCAUUUCGGUAAGUUAUGAACUAGUUGGUACUUGUCGAUGGCCGACAGAAGCACCAUGA